This is a messenger RNA of Monosiga brevicollis MX1, 5190 nucleotides long. RefSeq lists its product as uncharacterized. Lineage: Eukaryota; Choanoflagellata; Craspedida; Salpingoecidae. Gene Ontology annotation, cellular component: perinuclear region of cytoplasm. The coding region runs from base 1 to 4725 and encodes 1574 amino acids. The transcript has 34 exons. The record is from RefSeq and is a predicted model, not a curated record.
AUGGAGGACGCCGCUGCGGCGCCAGCCGCCGCUACGGCCCGUGCUAGCGCUGAUAUCGAAGCGGGAGCUAUGGCCGCGAAUCAAAGCGCAGAUCCAUUCUUGGACGAGUUCCCGUCCCUUGACGAGCUGGCCUACGACAUUGAUGCUCUGCGCCUCGCGGAUGAUGGCUUGGCUGACCCUGACACGCAAAGCUUUGUCGAUCUACGGGCUCAUUUCGAAGACUCGGUGGCUCGUUUCGAGGAAAAGCUGCAGGGUGACCUAUUCAGUCCUGGUCAUGAUGACCACGUCGUUUUGGGCAGAAUCGCCGGUCAGCCACCUCACGUUGCAACUCAACACAGCCUGGACGCCGAUCAAGUCCGCGCACAAGAGGUUCGCCUCAAAGCGGACUUGCAAGAUUACGAUGACAAGCGCCGUGCCUAUCUCGAGUAUCACCAAGAACAGCUGCUGCAUCGGGCCUACGAGGCGCGUCAAGAACUGCUGAAACUUUACGACCAGCAAAGCCGACGUUUGACCAAGGAACGCCGCCUGCUUCGCCAGCAGCGACGUCGCGAGGAGGAUAAGCUCAAUCAGGCCUUUCAAAAAGCCGAAUCUCGGCUCAUUCAUGCGUUACGCAAACGCCAAGCCGAAGUCCAAACUUAUUAUGGCAACCUUAUGCUUGCAGAUGGCAUCUACGACACCUCCAAACAGCGCCGAUGGCGCCUCGAUUGGCGCCACACUCCACAACCCAUCCGGGUCAAGCUCGUGGGCCUGCGAGGCCUGCGAGACAAGGCACCCACAGGGCGUUUGGUCAUGGCCGUGUCCAUGUAUGACCAACUGGGCGGCCAUCCGCUCCGUUGGUCGCGUCUCAAAGGACAAGAAUGGCAGGGCUCAACUCUGUCUUUUGAUCACGGUGGAAAAUUCUUCAAUCUCACCACCAAGAUCGAUCAGAGCGUCUUCACAGUGUGCCCAUCAGAGGCCACCCUCAACCCAAGUCUCGUCUUGAUUUUUGAGCUAUAUCUUUUGCGUGGUGACGGUCGCCCCUUUGACACGGCUCUGGGAUGGUCUGCCUUCCCUCUCGUGUCUUCUGACUUUGAAUUGGUUCGCGGACGUUACAAGACGCCAAUGCUGCGCGGCGAUGUCAGUGCCACCGUUGACAGCUAUGGCGCCUUCCACAAGCGCUUGGACAAGAGUGUUGACAAUUGGCUCUGCAACACCUACUUUGAGGUGACCCCAUUGCCGCGCUACUCGGGCGGGCAGCGCGAGUAUGAAGUUGAGCUGCAGUACUCGAGUGCUCGAAUCGGCUUUCCCUCUCGUCCUGACGCGGAUACCACCGACUUGGACAAGGAUGGACCGCUGACCCUGCCCCACUCGUCCAUGCUGCCCACGGCAACGUCGUUUUUCCAGCGUCCUGAUGUCAUUGAGGGCCUUCAUGCCAAGCUGCGGCGUCGCCAGAGAGCCUGGGGCAAAUCGAAGAAGGGUCCUGGCGAUCUGACCACGGACGUUGACGAAGGUGUUGACACUCAGGAGGAAGAGACUGGUCUGCGAUUUUUCAUCAAGCACGAUACUUUGCAGCAGCACUAUUUUGAGGAGAACGAGCGUGCUCACGUCAUGGGUGUGCUGAGCGAGGAGCAGACAGUGGCCGAAGACGAUGGUCAUGCUUUUGAUGACGUUCUUGAGCUGGACAAGUACAAAUACUCGGUGGCAGCCGAACGCCAGAUGGGCUUGUCCUACAAAUUUGGCACUAAAACCGACUUUAUUUGGCGUGCCCUCAAAUCCGAGUACAGCCUUCACAACUACAAGCUGCAAGGAUUCUGGGUCACCGUUUUCAGCCUACUGCUAGCUUUCUGGUUGCGUACUUACAUUCAUUAUUCGGGCCAAUACGUCUUUUUGAUGGCCGUCUCAAUUCCUGUCAGCGAGCUACGUUUUCGUGCCCUGACCGUCAAUCUCAACUAUCAGGGGAGCUUGGUGCUGACCAAGGAGGAGGUGGGCGUGGUGGCCAUGGGGCCCAUUGCCGUAUAUCUGGUGCUUCUCUUCUUUUUUGCAUUGGUCGCGGUCCUGCGACUACUGCGAGUCAACGCGCUCGAGCCCAUUUACCGUUUUGUAUCAGCGUUUGGCGUGCUGGCGGUGCUCGACCCAAUCUUGGUGCUUCUCGUGGACGUCAUCUACCGUCGUUGGCACGACUAUGGAGGCGCCAAGCCUGUGGGCGAUGCUUUCAAGCUGUACUAUCAUUUUUCGCGCAGCGACGACGGGGGUUUGCCCGGCGUGUUUUUGACCAUUUUUAUUUACCUCGUGAUUAUCCUGACGGGCAUGAGCAUGAUGUAUGUGUUUUAUUUGAAGAUGCACAUGAAUGGGCGAAUUGUGGACUUGUUUCAGCGCUUCUCCGGGGGCGAGGAGACCUUUGCGGUGCCCUAUGAUACGGAGGUCUCGAUGCAGGAGCUGUCGUUUAUUGUACAGCGAGCCGAGCGCUGGCGUGGCCGCCAUGGAGAGCGCCGCAAGGUCCUAGUCUAUGAUUACAACUGGACCCACGAGCCAGGGACAGCUUUGCACGGCGAGAGCGGCCCGAGCACCGACCGGACCCAACCAAUCGAUUUGGAUGCCAAGGUCGUGGAGACCACGACCCACGUCUCCAUCUACACGUUGCGCCUGAAUGGCACUCGCGAGGUGUUUCGACAGUUUUUGCGCUUACCCGAUGGGGCUGUUGUUGAGGUGUUUGGUGACGGCAGCAACUUGGUCGACGAGCGUCUCAAAGCCGCGCUUCACCGGGAAAACAUCGAUCUGGGCACACUUCACCGCGAAGCCACUCGCUUUGCUGCCAGCCGUUUCGAAAGCGCCGAGGGUCCCUUGCAACCGCUCGUUGGAUGCCUGCCUGCCUGCCUGCCCACAGAUUGGGGUGUGCACGUGGGGAGAAUGGCCAAGCGUGGAGCGCUGUCGCGGCGAAGCGGGGGGUCGGCAGCCACUGCUGAGGCCCACUUGACCACCGACUCGGAAGACAACGAAGAGGAUAACGAUGUGUUGGUCCGACGUCGCAAGCGGCCAGCGCGUCGCCGGGAUCCAUAUCGCUACGAGAUCUCGGAUGAUUACCGAGCGUUUCGAGACCGCAUCUUUGAACGAGACUUACGGGAGUUGGAUUUGACGCUGAAGCAGUAUAAGGAUGCUACACACGCGGAUGUGAACAAGCUGCGCGAACAGUGUCGAUCGGAUCGGGAUGCUCGUUUGAAGGAGUCUGAAUUUGUCUUUGACCGCAUGGUUGAGUCUAUUCUCGAUGAGUACGAGACCUGCUGUGAGGAUUUGAAAAAGGAGCGCGAGACGCGAGUGGCCCAAAUCAAGCGGCAAAUGAAGCAGCAAUUGGAGCAGGAAAAGGCGAAUCUUCUGGCCCAGCAGCACAACCUCGAGGGUACCGUUAAGACCGAACUCAUUGGCAAUGGCGGUUCAGAUCGCGUGCUUCGCAACCGCGGGGAGCGAACCGCGGUGCGUCGAAAACGCCGACCGGGCAAUUCGAACGUGAUGCAUCGCUUGCAGGCACACCAGCUGGCGCUACAAGACUGGGAGGUUGUCGAGGACAUUAAGGCCUUUACCGAUGGCGUGACGUUUUGCUCGGAUGUCACGCUCUGGGUGGUUACGAAGGAGAUGUCUUGGUCAUGGAAAGAAAUGCGUCGUCAAUAUGUGUCGUCAAAAGCCCAGCCGGCUGAGAAGUCCAAGAAGAAGAGGCAGGCAUGCAAAGAAGAUGAGCAUGGUCAUGGUCAUGGUCAUGGUCAUGCAAACCACAAUGGCAACAGUAGCAGCAGCAGUCAGGCAGCUGUCAAGCAGCAGAAGGGCGCUCGAGCGCCAAGGAGGAGCAGGAGUGGGCGGGUGGAUGCGAGGGAGGACAGGAAUGCCCCCACCCCCACCAAACAAGCGUGCAAACGUGUGGAGACACCCCUAGAGCACCUGCAGUCUGGCAUGGGGUGCGACCUUUUGGAUAAUGUUGAUCAGGACAAAACCGCAACUUUGGCUCAAGCCCUGCACGCACACAAGCGUCAAGGUCCCAAGCGGCGAGAAGCGAAGCGAAGAGGGGGACACCCCUCCCACACACAUACACAUACGCACAUUCGCCACACUGCUACAAGUGUGUACAGACAGACAGACGAACGUUUGAUCUCUCUCUCUCACACACACAACAACAACAAGAUGCGGUUCCAAGUGUCGACGGGCUCCAUGCCGGUGGCGGCGGAGCAUGCUUCAAUGGCAGCGCCGGUAAAUGCCAGCUGCAUGAUGAAGACGAAAACAGCCAUGGCAUCAACGUUGACCCCAGCGGUCGGCUUGAUGGCCACCAAGAGGAGCGUGUCCUCGCCCUCGCUGCUGCUUCUUCGUUCCACCGACUGUUUGACAGCACAGAAACACACGGCGGCGGCAGCGGCAGCGCCGGCUGCUACUGCCACAGCGACAACAACAGACAUGGACUCGAGCGGUCCCCUGUUGACCCGCUGCCGAUUGACCACCCGCUCGGGCAUGAACCGCCUGCAGCUCGCCAAUCCCGCUCCUGCCAUCUUCAUCACGACCCACCCCAUCAGCGAGGAGGAUGAAUCCGCCGCUGACACCCUCCCCACCCGGUGGAACGAGUCAGAGGCACCGCUGCCCACUCGCGUGGCCGUGGCCACGAUGCAACAGCAACAGCACUCCCUGCUGCUCAUGGAGCCCACCGACUCGGGUCUGGUCAUGGAACAUGCCUCGCGCCUCGUGGCCCCAGCCCCAUCCACCAUUCUUUAAUUGGGCAUCGCUAGCGCCUCAGAUUACAACGUUUGUUUAUAUUUUUCAAGUAUCACGUUGCCCCUUCCCUUCCUCUCCUCUCGUGCUACAUGUUGACGUAGCUUGAUUGGAUGGGCAUAUCUGUGACCACUUUCAUGCCGCUCUGUGGGCCAUGCCAAGCAUGGUGCACAAGCCGCUGCCAUUUCAGGAGCCCCAAGAUGUCUCCUUGUCUUUUCUUGACCCUUCUUGCUUGACCUCGCUACUUUGAGCUACCCUUCUGGUGGCCAAUCUGUGCCGUCCCUUUUCUGAGCGAUGCCUCCUCCCUUUUCUGUCCAUAACGGGUUUUCAUUCCCGCGCAAAACAGGAGCGCUAGAUGAUCUGUAUGCCUAGUUGUUUGUUCCUUCGCCAUACCUUAGUAAAUAAUGGAUUCUUGACAUGAAUGAUGGCGCCUGCCGCCGCCCUAUUGUAAAUUGACAAUUUUUCCUU